Molecule: messenger RNA, 3860 nt
Organism: Schistosoma curassoni
Lineage: Eukaryota; Metazoa; Platyhelminthes; Trematoda; Strigeidida; Schistosomatidae
Source: the annotation of a GenBank genome assembly
GUUUAGUUGUUUUAUUAGACAGAAGUUAGGCGUUCCAUAUAUUGACUUACAAAUUGCAGUAGGUUUGAAGUCUUACUCAAGUUUCGCCUGUCUGACUUUUAUUUUCACACUCGUGUUGCUGAUAAUUGCUAUCGAUUGCUCUUCUUGUUAAAAUUUCAGCAUUAAAAUAUGCCACUUCCUAAACAUACAGUUCAACCGGUCAAACUCAGUCAGGUAAUUGUCCCGAAUGGCAUCGACAAUGAGUUGGAAUUUGUUGUUAAUUCCACGGUCUGCAAUGUCAUGAGACAGAUAGCAUCAGUUAGCCGAUUGGCCAACACCAUGUUCGAAGAACUCACUACCGAUUUUUCUCGACUAGUUGAGCGGACUGUUCGUCUGCAAAAUCGUCUGGGAAAACUUCAUGAAGAUAUGCAAAUGGCGCGCAGCGGUGACGAAGACCUUACUGCUGGAGUACAAGAAGUUGAGAUUCCGGUGUUCUCUAGCAAAAAACCAACUGAUAGCCAGGUAUUAAAUCAAAAUACCAUACCUCCUUCUAUGCGGUCACAAUAUGAUCAAGCAGAAGCAGCUCCAGCACUUCAACAAAUGGAUGAACUCAGAGAUGAUAAGAAAACUAGCAUGAGGUUGUAUUCAGAUCCCAGCUUUUUCUUUGAUUUAUGGAGUCAGGAAAUGUUACAAGAUCGCAAACAUAAAAGAGCCGCCAAGAAAAAAAGACCAAAAGGAAAGGGAAAAGCUACUCCACUUAAAAGUGGAUCUAAUCAGGGAGCUCAGAAACCUCAACUUAUCAUUCAGCAACCAGGAGUUGGUGGCCAUAAACUUCCUGCACCGUUAUUCGAACAAAACGGUCCUGUUAAUGCCAGUUCUCAUAUGGAUAGGAAUGUCAAUAUUGUCAACGGUAAACCCACCCAGCAUCAGUUUCUAAAUAAUGGGGAUUUCGGAAAUCCUUCAUUACCUCCUCCGCCACCUCCACCAAAUGCUCUUCAUUCGUCAACACAAGUUGAUAAUGUACAGGAUUUUCGACACGCAUCUAAUCAAAAGAGUGGUUAUUCCCCAACUAAACCUGACCUUAGUGGUGUUAAUCAGUUUCCUUCAGUUACCAACAACAUUUGUAGCAACCAAGACCCUUCACCAGCUCAUCAGAUGACUCUUCCUGACCCUCCCGCACUCCAUACACAGAUGACAUCUCUUAUUUUACCACCACCACUUCCUCCAGCGUUCUUGAGCGACGGAGAGUUAAAAGUCUCAGAUAUGAACGAAAAUUCACAUCCAAAUGAUGUAGCUGCUAGCAGAGACCCAACUGGAAAAGAUGGGGAUGAUAGGAUAUCAUCACCCACACAAAUGCAUGAUGGCAAAGAGAAACAGUCUCAGUAUAUUAAUUCUGUAGGUAUGGAAUCGUCAUCAUCGGCACCACACAAUCUUCCUCCACCUCCUCCCGCGCCGAUUUUCGAGGCGAAGAACUUCAAUGAGCCUUUUAAACCCAACAAACAGCCUAGCGAGUCGGAUACUUGUGAUCAUAUAUCCGCUUCUUCGACCCUUCCUCCUCCAGUGACACCUUUUGUUGUUUCGCCACCUCAAACAUCUAUUCUAUGCUCAUCUACACAACCUCCACCACCCCCACCUCCACCUCCCUUCAUACCAAACCAGAAAGUUGGGUCUGAAAGUCCAAGCAAUCAAGCAGCUUUAUCAACUAAGAACACUAUCCCACGAUGCAGUGUACCUCAGUGUCCUCCUGCAGAUUUGCUUUCUGCUAUACGCGCUGGCUGUCAGUUACGCAAAGUGGGUGAACGAAAUCUUCCCGAUCAAUCGAAAUUUAGCCGUGCAAAUAGUUUAUCAACUCUGGUAAACAAACCUAAGGAUGUUCAAUACUCGUUCUACUGUCUACGAAACUGUAAUUAAUUAGUUUGAAUAAUAUCCUUAUUAUCAACGGGAGUUAUCUGGAAUAUCCCUAGAAUCAGGAAGCAUUGUUUUUCAAUUGUCCUAGGUGGAUCCUGCAUGUCCACCAAUCCUGUUAAAUCACCGGACCACUCACUUUCCGUCCUUUCAAUUUCGUAAAUAUCACCCCCGCUACACACAUCCAAGGGUCCCAUUGCUUUCUCUUUCUGCGAUUUAUGAAGCUGUUAGGCGUCGUCGGGAAUGUAUGGAAAAUAAUUCCUCGGAAGAUGACGAUGACGACAAAGAUGCAGACAGUAAUUCUUCCGGUUGGGAGGACUAGCUCUUAUCUAUCGUAACAAAAAAUGUAUUAGGGCAUGUACCAGUUUCGUUUUUAUCUUCUGCCAGUAACACGUUUUUUUUAACACAAUGCCCAUCUUUGUAUACUCACAUUUCUACUUACGUCUUUCUAUAACUUCUGGUUUUGCUUUGUUCAUGUUCUCAUAUUUUUCUUCGAUUAUUAUUUAUUAGCUGUAUAUAAAUGUACAAUUCUGUUCACAUAGGCAUAUACUUUUAUGUCUUCAUUAACGUAUGAUGUUUUCUCUGGUUACUUUACUUCAAUAAUUUGAGGUAAGUUAAAGUUUGGCAGACCAUAAUUAAAUUUUUGUGUCUUUCUGAUAAUCUGAAGGUUCUAUUACGAAGACCACUUCAAUAGAUUGUUACGCAUUGAUUUCGCAAAUUGUUAACCUCUUGAAAUUUUGUUUUGUUAACGAUUAUUGGUGGGAUAAUGUUAAAAUCCCUUUCUUUUGUUUUAGGAGUAUUACUAUGAUUGCUCAAAUCUCAUUGAAAAAAUAAAUCAGUUAUGAUUUCAUAGGUAACUGCUAGUCAUUAUUGAUCUAACAAUGCUUAAGAUAAAAAAAUACAUUAGACUAACUUCUCAUUAAUAAUUUGUGUCCAAUGACAUAUUGAUUGUUUUAUUAUAUGUACAAUUUCAGGGUUGAUUUAAUUGUACUCAUUUCCUAACAAUCAUGAGACUAAAAUCAAGUUCAAUUUUAUGUGUCUGGUUAUCCUGCAGUCAAAAUAUUAUUAUUACCACUUUAAAGAAUAGUUUUUCUUUCUGCUGUUCUUUGUCCCUUUGGUAAGCAACUAUAUUCAUUUAUUUCUUAUGUUCCGGUGAUUGCGAUCGAUGCGAUUUUACUUCUCGUUUUAAUUGUAGUUGAACGAAAUACCAUCGUUUUACCAAAACAUUUAUAUGCAUAUUUUUUGUUGGUUUCAGUUGCUUUAAUGCUGUUCAACUCAUACAAGUAUGGAUGUCAUUAAUCCCUAAAUAUCUUAUUUACAUUCAUUUUUCAGAAUUUUACUAAUUUUAAGUAAGGUUUACGGUCCGUAAUAAUCUGUUUGCCUCUGAAUAAUAUUUCCCCCUACUGAUUUCUUAACUUACAUGUUGCUAAAGUGAUUUUUACAGCUUUUUUUCGACUUAAAUAUAGACUGUGGUUAUGUGGUCUUAUCUCCAUUUAGUCAUAGACAAUCCGUAACUUUCAGUUUUUUUUAUUAGUUAAAUCGUUUCUGUAAGAUGUAUGUUGAUCUCAUGUCGUUAACUUGUUUUACGUUGCGAUAGACCUGUGCAUCUAUUUGCUGGCUAGUGUGAAUACGAAGAUAUUCGUUGUCGUAAUGAAUAGAACUGUUUCUGAUGGCUAUUAUUCAAUAAAAUUUGUAUUGCUUCAAUAGUUUCUUCAAAAUAUCCUUUAGACCUUUUGUUUUGCGUAUUUAUAACAUGUCAUUUAAUGUAUCCCAGUACUUUAAUACAUCUUGGCUUUCAUUUUGAAAUUAGAUGUGCUUUAUACAGAUCUGUUAACAAUAUAAACGAAAUCGUGCAUGCACGUAGUCUUCUACUGACGAACUGUAUUGUUUAGCUGAUAAUAUCAUAAGAUUCGGACCAAUUAAUUGCGAACUAUUUUGUGGGUUAAUUUGCUCUAAAUAAUCAAUAAAAUAACAGC